CCCCUCUCUCGGAAUUUCCUGUAAUUCUAAUUUCAUCCCCCAACCCUCUAGAUACAUGGCUUUUAUAGUUCGAUAAGCUGACCGGCGAGUGAAUUUCAAAAUGGAGGACGUCCCUCUCCCGGUCCUUUUCGAACAAGCCCGUAAGAUCCAUUCAACUGCGACAGAGUCCGGCGCCGAUCAAGAGCUGGUGCGGAAAGGUUGCGAGGCUCUGAAGAAAUGCGAGGACAUGGUAAGCAAGCUGGGGCUUUUCUCAGCGAAUGAGACAAAGGACGAUAUCAGCACCAACAAUCUUAAAUAUCUCUUGGUUCCCUUUUACUUCGCUGAGUUGGCUGAAAAGAUUGCACAAAGUGAUAGGAUACUGAGUCUUAAGGCUUCCCAUGCAAAAUUAAAGGAAUUUAUUUCAUUUUGUGAGGCAAUGGAACUUGUACCGGAGGAGGAAUUGGAAACAUCUAUACAAGGAGGUUCAAAUUCUCUUGUUGAUCGCAGGGCCCAGAAGAUAGCUCGAUUCAAACGCCAAAGAGCUGCAGAAUUGAAGUUGCUGGAAAUAAAGGAGCGAAAGGAGCGACGUGGGCGUUCUAGUAAAGCAGCUGCCUUAUCAACUCCUGUUGAGGCAGGAGAGGAAGAUGUGCUGGAUGACGAUGUAGAGGAAGAACGAGAGGCCUGGCUUACUACCAUCUCUUUGGCAAUUUGCAAGGCUUUUGAUCUGCUGGAAAUGCUCAAGAAGGAGGAAGAGAUUCUCUCUGCUAUAAAGGAAAAACAAUCAAAGGAUGGUGACAAGGAGUUCUCUCAAGAUGUUCUUGAUGAUCGCACCAAGAGAGCUGAAGCUUGGCAUCGUGAUGCUGCAGUUCGAUCUCGGUAUACCAAACCUGCAGAACCUAUCACAUGCGCUACAUUUGCACAAGAUGUUCUAGAAGGGAGAGCAAAGGUGUCACAGGCACAUGACCACAAACACCAGCCAAUGAUAUUUGGACCAGCAAGUCUUGUGGGUGGAAGCCUGACGAGUGAGAGGGAAAGGAUGGCUGCUCAGGUUUUCCAACCUUCUUUUAGGUUGCCAACCAUGAGCAUAGAGGAAGCGGGUCUGAAAGAGAUGGAGAUGAUGAACAAAUGGCAAGAGCGGAAUGCAAAAAUGAUGGAGGAAGCCAAUUCCUCAUGGUACAAGGACAAUUCGAAGCAGGGGCCAAGUGAGGAGGAUGAUGAAGAUGAUGAUGCUGCCCAAGAUAAGGCAAGAGCUUGGGAUGACUGGAAAGACGAUAAUCCUCGUGGUGCUGGCAAUACGAAGCUAACCCCUUGUGGGUAAAUGUGGCUGGCUGUCACCUGUAAUGUAAUUUUUGUUCACAGUUAAUAACUUAAUACUGUUUUACAAACAUUUCUCAAAUUUUGGCUGAUUGCUAGUACGAGUUUUGUAGUUGUUGUGGUACUUUUUGGUCAUUAGUGGAUAGAUUUAUUGAUGUAUAAAAAAAUCUAGAUGAUCAUGAGAAUAUAAAGUUUCCAACUUCUGCAA
Molecule: messenger RNA, 1501 nt
Organism: Carya illinoinensis
Lineage: Eukaryota; Viridiplantae; Streptophyta; Magnoliopsida; Fagales; Juglandaceae
Product: PP2A regulatory subunit TAP46
Exons: 9
Coding region: 101-1297 (398 amino acids)
Biological process (GO): regulation of signal transduction; regulation of dephosphorylation
Cellular component (GO): cytosol
Molecular function (GO): protein phosphatase 2A binding
Source: RefSeq, a predicted model, not a curated record